AGAUCAACACAAACACAGUUACCAUGUGCACCAAGAGUCUGAUGAUCUGAUCUACCGACAGUACAUGAGAUCUAAUCCCCCGCUCUCUCCAUGUCCUCUCAGCUCGUUUCUCCGCUCCAGCACGAUGACGGAACCGGGACCCAGACCCGUUACUCGGGAAGUAUCACCGGCGUCGGUACGGCCGGUUACCGAUCUGCUAAAUACACCCCCGCGGACUGGUUCCAUAACAACCAGUCCGUGCUGACCCGAACCGCGUCCGACCGAACCGCCGCCCAGCGCAUCCACCGCGACUCCACCGCGCUCCGGGCCGAGACCGAGGCCACCAUGUCCCGCCAGCAGAGCCACGGAACCCGGCUGCUGGGGGAGCGCCUGGUGGACAUCCACUCCCAGAAGUCUGAGCUGGAGCGGCACCUGGCGCGGCUGCACGCCGAGACCGAGCUGCUGUGUGCGGCCAAGCGGCGGCUGGAGAAGGCGCUGAACGCUACGGAGGUCCCGUUCAUGAUCAGCACCGAUAAUCUGAGCUGCAGGGAGAGACGGUUCGGUCCCGAUCUGGUUCAGGAUCGAGUGGAGGAGGAACUGGUCAAGGAACUGGACCUGAUCAGGAACGUCCAGGCUCUGCUGAAGGAAACUCUGGAUCAGACCGUCCAACAAAUCAGGUUGAACCGGGAGGCUCAGCAGGUUCUGGAACUGGACUGGUCCGACAAGCACGAGGCCUACGGUCUGGACGAUCGGUGCGGACGCUACCGCAACACCAGCACGGACACGCGGCAUCACGCUGCCUCGGCUACGGCACAACAACAGAGCUGUGACCCGGACGGGUGGGCGAGCCACACCCGGGGUAACCUGUCCCGGGCCGAGCGUGAGGAGGACGCCAGCGCGGCGCUUUUCCGGCUGUGUGAGCGGGUCCUGAGGGAGACCGCCGAGGACCUACGGGCACAGAGCAACAGCGUGGACGAGGCGUUUAUACAGCGCUGCCACGGGGUCCAGCACACCAAGAGAGAACUGGAACUACAGCUCACACAGGUGCUGGAACAGAUCAGUGUACAGGAGAGGAACGUCGCCGCCCUGCAGCAGUCGGUUCAUGAUAAAGAAGCUCCGCUGCGAGUGGUUCAGUCCAGGCUGCACCAGCGAGACCAGAGACCCAACAUGGAGCUGUGCAGGGACCCGGUCCAGAUCAGUCUCCUGGACGAGGCGGAUCAGCUCUCCAGCUGUGUCGGGGCUCUGCAGGAACAGCUGGAUGAAGCUCGAGCGUCCCUGGUCCGGCUGGAGGAGAGCAGGACGCUGCUGGAGAGGAACAUCGAGUGUAAAACACACUCACUUCUCAUCGACCGCCACAAGUGCAUGAAGCAGCGCACACACUACCCUGGUCAGGAGAGCCUGUCCGGGUACUGAUGAACACACACACACACAUACACAUAUAAAAAAAACACACGUUUAUAAUCCUGCUAUAUUCAGUUUGUGUGCUGUGUUGACAUUUUCUGAGUACUUUAAUAAACGUGUGAGGAUGUAUAAA
Messenger RNA from Trichomycterus rosablanca, 1513 nucleotides. RefSeq names its product tektin 4 (gene tekt4). The record is from RefSeq and is a predicted model, not a curated record. The coding region runs from base 91 to 1392 and encodes 433 amino acids. Lineage: Eukaryota; Metazoa; Chordata; Actinopteri; Siluriformes; Trichomycteridae. The transcript is spliced from 6 exons. Gene Ontology annotation, biological process: cilium assembly; cilium movement involved in cell motility. Gene Ontology annotation, cellular component: nucleus; sperm flagellum; microtubule cytoskeleton.